AUGAACAUUGUUGUGAACAAACAAGACUAUACAAACCCGCCUGGAUGGCUGGCAUGUCUGCUUCGACACCCUGUAUAUGGUGAACGACUACAAACCACGAAUUUUGAUUUUGAGGCACUUGAGAACUUUCCACAGAAACGACUUCUGUCAAAGGCAUAUCACAAUGUGAAAACAUUGGCAAAUAAAAGCGACCUGCGACGAUAUGCUGUUUUAUAUCAUUUUGGGGGAAUCUGGGUUGAUCUGGAUAACUUAAUUGUCAACGAUAUGCGACCUUUGUUUGGGUUUGACUUUGUGUAUGCCUCUGGAAGUCGAUUAAACGGUGCAGUUCUCGGUGUUUCUGGUCCACAGUCUCUCUUUAUGCGCGCUGCAAUUGACCAUGCUAUUACCACCUUCGAAACAAACAGAUAUCCCAAGAGCUACUAUAAGUUUGCAGACGAUUUGUUCAAAGAUCUGGACAAAAAAUACAAGAAGCUUUUUCUCAAGCUCAGUGGAUGUCUGUUUGAAUCUAGUUGGGGUGGAAAGUUUCAGCAUGCUCCAUCGAAUUCAGAUUUCUGGAGGCAUCCAACAAAGCCAGAAAAUGAGGGCUUUUUCUUAGAUCCUACUGGCAUGUUUACAUAUCACUGGCAUGGCAAUUGGGGGUUGGGUAUCACACCCACGUCUUUUGGUUCAGUGGCCCACUCCAAUUAUGUAAGAGAGUUAGAAUUGGAUCGAUCGAUAUUUCAACCUGCCGAAGAACAUAAUUGGUCGCGACCGACAGAAAUGCUGCUUAAUCGAUGA
Cylindrotheca closterium is the source of this 777-nucleotide messenger RNA. NCBI's taxonomy places the organism in Eukaryota, Bacillariophyta, Bacillariophyceae, Bacillariales, Bacillariaceae. The record is from the annotation of a GenBank genome assembly.